This is a messenger RNA of Corylus avellana, 944 nucleotides long. RefSeq names its product Thioredoxin superfamily protein. Gene Ontology annotation, molecular function: thioredoxin peroxidase activity. The record is from RefSeq and is a predicted model, not a curated record. Gene Ontology annotation, cellular component: cytoplasm. Gene Ontology annotation, biological process: cell redox homeostasis; hydrogen peroxide catabolic process; cellular response to oxidative stress. NCBI's taxonomy places the organism in Eukaryota, Viridiplantae, Streptophyta, Magnoliopsida, Fagales, Betulaceae.
UCUCAGCCCCUCAUUGUUCCGUCCGCCCAAAUCCCCAACCCAAACCAAAAUCACCUAAACAAACACACACACUUCCUCUCAUUCUCAGUCAAACACAUACACACACAGCAAUGGCAGCCUCGCUCUCCGUCUCCAGACUCCUCUCUGCCUCCACCACUCUCUCUCUCUCCGCCAGAACCUCAACCUCUCUCUUCCCAACCGCCAAAACCCUCUUCUGUAAACCCUUCUUCACGUCUCUCCCCCUCAAACUUCACAACAACCACCCAAAACCCCUCAAACUCUCCACCACCGCCACACCCAAAUCCACAAUCUCCGCCUCCAUCGCCGUCGGCGACAAGCUCCCAGACGCCACGCUCUCCUACUUCGACCCCGCCGGCGAGCUCCAGACCACCACCAUCUCCGACCUCACCAAGAACAAGAAGGCUAUCCUCUUCGCCGUCCCCGGCGCCUUCACCCCCACCUGCUCCCAGAAGCACCUCCCGGGCUUCGUCGACAAGUCCAAGGAUCUCAAGGCCAAAGGGGUCGACACCAUCGCUUGCAUUUCGGUCAACGACGCCUUCGUCAUGAAAGCCUGGAAGGAGAACCUCAACAUCAACGACGAGGUGCUCUUGUUGUCCGAUGGGAACGGCGACUUCACCAGGGCCAUCGGGUGCGAGCUCGAUUUGAGCGACAAGCCCGUGGGGUUGGGCGUGAGAUCCCGAAGGUACGCGCUCUUGGCCGAAGAUGGGGUCGUCAAGGUCUUGAAUUUGGAGGAGGGCGGUGCGUUUACGUUCAGUGGGGCUGAGGAUAUCCUCAAAGCUCUUUGAAUUUGGUGAGCUUGUAACCCUUUUUCUUUCUCUGUGUUUUUGUGGUGGUUUUUUUGGAUUACUUGUUCUUCGUUGGUUCAGUGGAUGAUCUAUGGGACCUGAGUAUAUGAUUUAAUAAAUGUUGGAAGUUUUGCAAAA